AUAAGAACAAGCAGCUCUGGAACACAUUCUGUGCAUGUUAUGAUGUCGAGGAUAUUUCCAAUGAGUCCAAAGAUUGACAGUCAUCAGUUGCACAUGAUUAGCAGGUCCGGAUCCCAAGUGCCCACGUAGAUCCAUUAAACUGGUCUAUCAUUGCCUUUAACUAUAAAUUAAUCUGUCUCUCAGAACUUCUAGUUAUAUUUACUCCCAGCACUCCAUCUUCUUCCUCUGUUCCCUGCUCUGCAAAAUGCUAUACUUUUAAGUGGAACCAACUCACAGGAAAACGAAGACCCUCUUAAAAUGCAGCCCUUCUUCUUAUUCCACUGUUUCAUUGGCCUCUCUCUUGUUUUUGCCGAGGGAGCUCAAUCUGCAUUUAGUGAUGAAUUGUCAACACUUCUCUCAUUCAAAUCCAGUCUCGUUGAUCCAAUGAAGCAUCUGAAGAAUUGGCAGCCACCAACCAAUCUGAGCCGUAACGGUUCAUGGUCACCCCACUGUAAUUGGACAGGGGUUUGGUGCAACUCUAAAGGCUUCGUAGAGAGUCUCGACCUCUCCAACAUGAACCUUAGUGGUCGUGUUUCAGACCACAUCCGAGCACUUUCUAGUCUGUCUGUUUUCAACGUAAGUUGCAACAAUUUCGCUUCUUCAUUGCCAAAAUCACUGUCCAAUCUCACUUCCUUGAAGAGCUUUGAUGUGAGCCAGAACUACUUCACUGGCAGCUUUCCUACGGGUCUUGGGAAUGCCGCAGGAUUGAGACUAGUUAACGCGUCAAGUAAUAACUUUUUGGGUUUUCUUCCAGAGGAUCUUGGAAAUGCAACGUUGCUCGAAAGCAUUGAUUUUCGUGGGGGCUACCUCGAAGGUCCAGUCCCCGUUAGUUUCAGGAAUUUACAGAAGCUCAAAUUUCUUGGGCUUUCAGGGAAUAACUUUACAGGGAGGAUUCCAGGAGAACUUGGAGAACUUGCUUCUCUAGAGACACUAAUUCUUGGGUACAAUGAGUUUGAAGGAGAGGUCCCUUCAGAGUUUGGCAACCUCACCAAUCUCCAGUACCUUGAUUUGGCUGUGAGUAGUCUCAGUGGACAGAUUCCACCACAAUUGGGUAAGUUGAAAAGGCUUAAUACACUUUUCUUGUACAAGAACAAGUUUGAAGGAAGGAUUCCGCCUGAGAUUGGCAACAUUACGUCAUUGGAGUAUCUGGACUUGUCCGAUAACAAGAUUUCAGGGAAGAUCCCAGAGGAAAUUGCUGAGCUGAAGAACUUGCAGCUAUUAAAUGUCAUGAGAAACAAACUAACAGGUUUGGUACCAGAAAAGCUUGGGGAACUGAAGAAAUUAAAAGUACUUGAGCUAUGGAAAAAUUCUUUACGAGGCCCUUUGCCGGCGAACCUUGGACAGAACUCUCCACUGGAGUGGUUGGAUGUGUCUUCUAACUCAUUAUCAGGAGAAAUUCCGCGAGGUUUGUGUGCUUCUGGAAAUCUCACCAAACUGAUACUUUUCAGUAAUUCCUUCUCCGGUUCCAUUCCAAGCGGGAUCUCAAAUUGUUCAUCUCUGGCACGUGUUCGCAUUCAUAACAAUCUUAUAUCUGGGACUAUUCCAAUUGGUUUCGGAAAACUCCCAAACCUUCAAAGGCUGGAAUUGGCCAAGAAUAAUCUUACCAGCCAAAUUCCAAUAGAUAUCACUUCAUCCGCUUCACUUUCUUUCAUUGAUGUAUCCUGGAACAACCUUGAAUCAUCUCUACCUUCUGGAAUUCUCUCUAUUCCCUCCCUUCAAACCUUCAUUGCAUCCAACAACAACUUGGGAGGCAAUAUACCAGGUGAGUUCCAGGAUUGCAUCUCUCUCUCCGUGCUGGAUCUUUCAAACAACCUUAUAUCUGGAGACAUCCCAGAAAGCAUUGCUUCUUGCCAAAAACUAGUCCAUUUGAGCCUCGGGAACAACCAAUUAACUGGGGAAAUCCCGAAAUCAAUUGCAAACAUGCCCACCUUAGCCACUCUUGAUCUCUCCCACAAUGCACUUUACGGCCGGAUACCUGAAAACCUUGGCCUCUCCCCAGCUCUUGAAACGAUCAACCUAUCCUACAACAAGCUCGAGGGUCCAGUGCCCUCCAAUGGUAUUUUGAUGACCAUAAAUCCUAACGAUCUCACAAACAACACCAACCUCUGCGGAGGCAUUCUUCCUCCAUGUUCUCAGAGAUCAAUUCAGGGAAGCGAGCGAAGGACCUCGCGCACAAAGCAUAUUAUGGUUGGUUUUAUCACAGGAAUUUCAGUAAUUGUGUCUCUGGGCAUUGCAUAUGUUGGGGGCAGAUGGUUGUACAAUAAAUGGUACUUAUACAACAGUUUCGUCCAUGAUUGGUUCAAAAACAGCAAUGAAGAAUGGCCUUGGAGAUUAGUAGCAUUUCAAAGGAUGAGUUUCACAAGCAGCGAGAUUCUCACAUGCAUUAAGGAAACAAAUAUUAUAGGCAUGGGAGGCACUGGCAUUGUGUAUAAAGCUGAAAUUCAUAGACCUCAUGUAACAGUAGCAGUGAAGAAACUAUGGAGGUCAGGGGCAGACAUAGAAGAUGGUAAUGAUGUGUUGAAAGAAGUGAAUCUGCUGGGGAGACUGAGGCAUAGGAAUAUUGUGAGGCUGUUGGGGUAUGUUCACAACGAAAGGGAUGUGAUGAUGGUGUACGAGUUCAUGCCCAAUGGGAAUCUUGGGACAGCACUACAUGGAAAGCAAGGAGAAAGGUUACUGGUAGAUUGGGUUUCCAGGUAUAACGUAGCAGUUGGAGUUGCACAAGGCCUCCAUUACCUCCAUCAUGAUUGUCACCCCACAGUUAUUCACAGAGACAUCAAGUCCAACAAUAUACUCCUUGACGCAAAUCUGGAGGCGAGGAUAGCAGAUUUCGGAUUAGCAAAAAUGCUGAUCCACAAGAAUGAGACUGUUUCAAUGGUGGCGGGAUCUUACGGGUACAUCGCCCCAGAAUAUGGAUAUACUCUGAAAGUGGACGAGAAAAUCGACAUAUACAGUUACGGCGUAGUGCUUCUGGAGCUCAUAACAGGGAAAAAGCCUUUAGACGUGUCAUUCGAAGACUGUGGAGACAUAGUUGCAUGGGUAAGAAAGAAAAGAAGCAACGGAGGGUUGGAAGAAGCACUAGAUCCCACCAUAGCGGGUAGGUGCAGGCAUGUCCAAGAAGAGAUGCUUCUCGUGCUCCGAAUUGCGCUUCUCUGUACGGCAAAGCUUCCGAAGGAAAGACCAUCCAUGAGGGACAUAGUGACCAUGCUGGGAGAGGCAAAACCCAGAAGAAAAAGCACCUGUCAAAAUGGAACACACGAAGAAACCAAGGAAAAGCCAAUCUUCACCUCCUCUCCCAUCAUAAGCCUUCUCUAGCAACUAGUUUGUAU
Neltuma alba is the source of this 3365-nucleotide messenger RNA. Its product is annotated as leucine-rich repeat receptor-like protein kinase PXL1. The coding region runs from base 298 to 3351 and encodes 1017 amino acids. Lineage: Eukaryota; Viridiplantae; Streptophyta; Magnoliopsida; Fabales; Fabaceae. Gene Ontology annotation, biological process: protein phosphorylation. Gene Ontology annotation, molecular function: ATP binding; receptor serine/threonine kinase binding; protein kinase activity. The transcript is spliced from 2 exons. The record is from RefSeq and is a predicted model, not a curated record.